CAUAGCAUUUCCAGAUCCGUUCCAGAAUCAGAAGCAUUGUGGAUGCUUUAUUCCCAGGAGCAAUCCCUGCUUUUUCCGCAUCUGAUCCCCCACAAACCCUGCUUCUUUCAUGUUUCAACAUGUUCAAGCAGGUAUUUCCAAACCAGUAUAGUAUAUAGCGUAUCUUCUCACACAAAAAGUAUGUCAAUGGAAUCAGUUCUAGGAAGCCUCAAGGACCUAGGACAGCACGUUAUCAACUCCCCACAGAAGUUCAAACUCUUCACCCUCCAUGUGCGUUACCUAGGAAACCAUCAUCAACAAUAUGGCUGCAAGAGAUAGAAUCAAGUCGGCAGAGAGCAAGAAGAAAGAAGUGGAAGAAGUGAUAGUAGCACCACCAGUCCCUCAAUGGACACUUCUAACACUGGGACAGAUAAGCAUUCUUCGGGAAUUGACUGUUGAUGAAGUACAACUACAAUUUGAGGACUUUCUUCUGUUCAAAAACCAGCAGACAUGUCUGAAGGAGGCAGCCUUGUUAGACUACUUUGUGUCGGGUUUCUGGUGGACUAAAGAGAUGCAUUUUUCCAGUGAGCAAACAUCCUUUGUCAUGGCGCUACUGCAAUCAUCAAUUGACAAUAUAAGUGAAAAUCAGAUGUCAUUUGUGGAAAACUUCACUGAAUUUGGGAAAACUUUGAUUGACCUCAGGAAGACUCCCUCUGCAGACGGGGACCCACCAUUCCUUGACAUAGGUCAAGCCAAGGCCAUUACAGACUACUUUACGUCCAGCCUGUUCCAGCAUUACAGCAUGUAUGAGUUUCUCUUCGGCCAAUCACGAGACAAGAAGCUCCUGGGAAUGGAGAGGAGUAUCGAAGUGAUUGGCGCGGCGGAAUUCGUCGCCCCGCUGGAGGAGGGCAUGCCUGUUGACGUCUUCCAGCACUACUUGGCACCCGCUCAGACCGCGACGCCCAAGGAGGCGGUGAGGGAAAGGCGAGAAGAGGACGUGAAAGAGGAGGGCGUGGAGGAGACCGGAGGAUCGGAUGAGCAGAAGGGAGGAGGAGGAGGAGGAGGACAAGGGGACACCGAGGAGAAGGAGGCGAGGGAGGAGGACGAGGAGGAGUACAGCGUGGAGGAGGUGCGAGAGGUGCUGGGAGAGAUGGCUAAAGAGAUGAUGGGGAAUCUACAGGCUGAGUUUGCAGAGAAGCUACGCAUCCAAGAGGAGACCUACACAGCCAGGAUAGAGCGUCUCAAGAGCGUCUCAUCAAAAUGACUAUUCCGUCCCGUGGGGUCGUGCACCCCCCACACCCCAAGGUGGAUGAAUUCCUCCCCAAUGCCUCAGCACCGCUGGUGAAUCCUGAAUACAAACUGCAUACAAGCCGCAUAAAUCCAUAAAUCUGCAACAGAUUUUAUUAUCAGCACCACUUUUCUGCCGUUGCAGAGCUCCGCGGAGACCAUCCAGCUGCAGUCUUGAUUGGUUGUUAAUGGUGUGCCUGUCUGGCAUGUUUAAUAUUAAAAGUUUAUCUGUUCUUUUA
Molecule: messenger RNA, 1505 nt
Organism: Clupea harengus (Atlantic herring)
Lineage: Eukaryota; Metazoa; Chordata; Actinopteri; Clupeiformes; Clupeidae
Gene: cabcoco1
Product: ciliary associated calcium binding coiled-coil 1
Source: RefSeq, a predicted model, not a curated record